AUGGAACUGGAUGAAGAGCUCUUUGCUCCAAAUUCAUCGUUGCUCAAGAUUAUACCGCUGUUGAUCAAAGAUCUAUUCUACUAUGAGGAGCUGAGUCGCUUACUAUCGAGGUUUCUUCAAUCGGACGUCAGUGGUCUAACGCAACAGAGGAUUGAGGGCCUUAACCCAGCUUUGAGGCUGUUAGCUAUUGAUGAAGACAAAAGCGUUAUGCUUACGUUGAUGUUGGGGAGGUUAUUCAUCGAUGCAUUUGAGAUGUUGAUGGAUAAGUGCGUAGAAUUUGAAGUUUGUGUGGAAGAGAUCGAAAACAAAGGCGAAUUGGUGCAAAACUACUUGAGUGGUGACUUCAAUUCCAAGGUGCCCAUUUUGGUCACUGCAAAGCAGAAGAUGUCUCCUUUUCCCUCAUCAAAGAGAGUAAAUGAAGAACCAAUUGAUGCUGUACGACAUCGCGUUCUUAUAAACGAAUUGGCUCGUUUGGAAGCUGGAGAUCAAGAAGCAAGUCCACCUGAUUUCGGCAUCUAUCAAGUGUUCCUGGUGGAUUUGAAAUCUUGGUAUUGCAAUUGCGAUGAAUAUCAAGAUCAGAUGGCGGACAACUCGGAAAAUCAUCCUGAGGCAUACAGGAAAGAGAAGGGUGAGUUUCUGCUUAAAUCUAUGGAAGAGAUUAUCUCGCAAAGUAGAGGAGCAUCAGGGCUAUUGCUAGAUAUUCUCACGUCUUCUGAAAUUCCUACAAGGCAUAAAUCACCUCUUCCACUCUGCAGCCAUUUACUAGCAGUUAUUAUAUGUUCGUACAAUAGAAAAAUCGAACUAUACAGAGUGAAGUAG
Molecule: messenger RNA, 819 nt
Organism: Dujonia railenensis
Lineage: Eukaryota; Fungi; Ascomycota; Pichiomycetes; Serinales; Debaryomycetaceae
Source: the annotation of a GenBank genome assembly